Strongylocentrotus purpuratus (purple sea urchin) is the source of this 2065-nucleotide messenger RNA. RefSeq names its product indoleamine 2,3-dioxygenase 2. Gene Ontology annotation, molecular function: metal ion binding; heme binding; indoleamine 2,3-dioxygenase activity. Gene Ontology annotation, cellular component: cytoplasm. Bases 259 to 1437 code for a protein of 392 amino acids. NCBI's taxonomy places the organism in Eukaryota, Metazoa, Echinodermata, Echinoidea, Camarodonta, Strongylocentrotidae. Gene Ontology annotation, biological process: 'de novo' NAD+ biosynthetic process from L-tryptophan. The record is from RefSeq and is a predicted model, not a curated record. The transcript is spliced from 13 exons.
UUGUCAUACAAUAUUUAUUAUCUUAACACGGUCCACGGUCCAUCAUAUGUAACUUACUAGUAGUAAAGUACAGUUGAUUUCAAACUUCCUUUGCAUAGGUCCGCAUAUGCGGUGCAGGGUUUGUACAUUUUGCGCGUUAUAUUACCGUCAUAUUGCCACGCAUCGAUUCUCCAUUGCUUAUGAUCUUGGAAGAGAUUGUUGUUCAACAUUCAACUAGGUCAGAAUUUAUUCGGUUUUCAGCACGACGAUCUUCGGAGUAUGGCCGUUCCUGACCCACUUGAUUAUGACAUUCAUCCCAAAUUCGGGUUUGUUCCCGAAAACCCUGCUAGAGAACUUCCGUCAUACUAUUACCCUUGGAUGACCUUCACGGUCAAUGUCCAAGAUUAUGUCCACAACAGGACGAUCCGUGACAAGAUCAAAGAGCUACCGUUGCUAGACCACGCCCACCUUGGAGAUGACGUCAGACUUCUUCGACUUGCCCAUUGUCUUCUGACUGGUUUAGCCCAGUGUUAUAUAUGGGUUGAUGGCUUUGAAGGAGUCCCGGAGAUACUUCCCCGCCAGAUUGCGGUACCUCUGAAGGGUGUGUCGGACAAACUCAAUUACCCACCGAGCCCUAUGUAUCACACCUCGAGCUUGUGCAAUUGGAAACUCAAGGACCCGGAUGGUCCUAUUGUUCCAAAAAACGUGGAAACGAUUUUUACAAUGAACGGAGGUGAGAAGGAAAGUAAUUUCAUGACGUCGACGCUCCCGUACGAAUUUCUUGCAACUGAGGGGUUAUUUGCUGUCAGCGACGCUCAAAAGGCCGUGUUACAAGGAAAUGGUGAUAACCUAGCCAUUUGUCUGGAAAAACUAAAAAACUGCUUACAAAGCUUGAAGAAAAGUCUCCUGGUUGUUCGAGAUGGAUGCGACCCAGAACAUUUCUAUCACAAAAUCAAGCCUUUUGCCGAAGGCUGGGAUUCUCCUCCUUUUCACAAGAAAAAUCUUAAGGGCAUAGUCUUUGAAGGUGUUAGUGACGAGCCCAUUGGUUGCGGACCACUAACAGCCGCCCAGACGCCAACAUUACCCGUCUUUGAUGCCGCACUGGGUAUCAAACACACACCAGAAGAAGAGAGGAACCGUCUUCUUCUCCGAAAAGCCAUGCCGCCUGCUCAUGUCCGCUUCAUCAUAGCAGUUGAGAACGGCCCUUCUAUCAAAGACUUCGUUGAAUCAACGAAAGAUCCGACCUGCAAAGACAUGUAUAACAGCUGUAUCCAUGCUAUAAAGGACUUCAGAAGUGGUCACGUGCAAAGUGUCACCAGUUAUGGAGUAAUCCCAGGCGCCAAGAAAGCACGUGAUUCUGAUGACCCGGAAGCAAUAAGAGAAAUGUCAAAAGGAAAUGCAGAACUGUUGGGGUUCUUGAAAGGUAUGCGAGAUAGUACUGGGCCAACAUUAGACUAACUGGAAGCAGUUCAGAUGGCGUCUUCCAGGAGGCACAUUAUUGUACAUUUAAGACUCGUUCAGAUAUUACCCGGUAAACCGCUGAUUCUGCACAAAAACCACAUGUAGAUUUAUUCUGAUUACUGUAACAUUUAAAUGGUUGAUUUUGUAUUUGGCCAUGUAACGUAUUCAUAUAAACAUGUACAUAUAAAACAAGUGUUUUCAUUAGAACAAAUGCUAUUACAAUGCUGCAAGGUCAUGAGGAUGAUGAUGAUGAUGAUCAUGAUGAUGGCUUACAAUGUAGUGUAUAGCGAGGGUAUGUUAUCAACAUGUAUCAAUAAAUUAUUCUCAUUAUUGCACAUAGCUAUACCGAGUUUGUUUAAGAUUAAACGUUCUUGAUUUUUUAAUUUUCCUACGAGAAGAAUUAAUGCUUAGUGUGUAUUUUGAUGGAAUCGAUGCUAUAAUAAUGAAAUAACUUGGAUAGUUAGUUUAAUGGCCUCACAUACUCACAACAUGCUCAUGUAGAUAACUACUCUAUUCUAAGUUUGUGUAAUAUUCAAUUGUUACUUUUCAAAUUGCUUUGAAACGUGUUAAUUUAUACGUGUAUCCCACAAGUAUAUUUGAUAUAAUAAAUACCAUAACAAUUAAA